GUUCAACCGGAAGUGAUUUGAAUAUUAAUGAGUUUGCAAGGCUAAGUAAAGAAGGCAAGAUGGCUGAAGGACAAGCAGAUAUCGCUUUGAUUGGGCUUGCUGUGAUGGGCCAAAACCUGAUUUUAAACAUGAACGACCAUGGUUUUAUCGUUUGUGCAUACAACAGAACAGUUGAAAAAGUUGACAGAUUUCUUGCAAAUGAAGCAAAAGGAACAAAAGUGAUUGGAGCUCAUUCCUUGCAAGAGAUGGUCUCAAAACUGAAAAAGCCAAGAAGAGUGAUGUUGCUUGUGAAGGCUGGUAGUGCUGUCGAUAAUUUUAUUGAAAAUCUGGUACCUCUUCUUGWACCUGGUGAUAUCAUUAUUGAUGGAGGAAACUCAGAAUACAAGGAUUCUAUAGUAAGAAUUUCUGCUUUUGAAUCCUUGUCUUAUUUUUUCAUGAUAAGUUACUGGUAG
Molecule: messenger RNA, 452 nt
Organism: Actinia tenebrosa (Australian red waratah sea anemone)
Lineage: Eukaryota; Metazoa; Cnidaria; Anthozoa; Actiniaria; Actiniidae
Product: 6-phosphogluconate dehydrogenase, decarboxylating
Biological process (GO): pentose-phosphate shunt
Molecular function (GO): phosphogluconate dehydrogenase (decarboxylating) activity; NADP binding
Source: RefSeq, a predicted model, not a curated record